UGCAGCCUUCGCAUUGUUCUAUGUGGCAAUUUUGUUACUACUUUCGGCCAAGGAAUGAUCUAUGUAACAAAAUUUGCUGGAUACUUUUGUUCCGUUUUGUAGCUCGGUUAUAAAGUAACCGUCAUCUUUCGGCACUGGAGCACCGGCUGCUAGCCACCGCAAGCUACGCUAGGUAGGUUAGUAUCAGCAGUCAAUUUAAGGGGAUUUAAAUCGCGAUGCUAACGUUAAUUUGUGACAAACUCAUCCGUUAGAUCGAUGUAUAGGCAAAUUACGGUGUCCGCACGUAUACAUUGGUAACUGCAUUUUGUACAUUCUGACUUGGGUUGCGUUAUUGUAAAAUUGACAGAAAAUAAAUGCCAUAGCAUAGCUACUUAUUUUGACCAGAGACUACAUAUUGCAAGCAAGUUUACGUAAGCCAGCUGACACUGCUUGUCACUGUUGUGAAGGCGAGAAUACACUUCCCUUUUUGUGUUCUGUGUUCUCUUGUUUGCUGCCUUGUUUGACAAACAUCAGUUAACAAAUACUUGUACGUACAAGUUCCAGAUAUUGUUUAAGACUUUGGUUAUGAGUAGAAUGGCAAUAGCUACAAAAGUAAUCAAGUCAUAUAUCAAAUUGGUCUAUUUGCUUUGUUUGAAUAAACAUGAUCUAUUCAUGUUCAUUAAGCCUGGCAUCAUACUCUUCUUUGGGUUGCUAAAGUUUGACAGCCAGCCUAUUGUCGUCAGUUGACACUGGCAGUGCACUCCUUAGCUAGCUAGAUGAUGGCUCACUCAUGUCGUUGCAGUUCGCACUAAACUCCUGUAACCCCUUUCUGCUGUCCUUUCUUGCCUGAAGCACAUGGUUCAUUUGGAAAUGCUGAAUAGAGAACUCUUUCUCUCUUUUGGAAGAAAAAGUAUCAACACUGUUUAUCAUCUAAGUUUACUGACGCUCGCCUUGUAUUUACUGACGCUCGCCUUGUAUUUACUGACGCUCGCCUUGUAUUUACUGACGCUCGCCUUGUAUUUACAGACUCUUUCCUUCCUUCCUUCCUUCCAUUUACUGACUCUCGCCUUCUAUUUACUGCCUCCCAUAGACUCAGUGAGAGGAGAACUGUAAGAGAGGGAGAGAAGAGAUCGGUGUGAGAAGAGGAGAACCUCAGUAGGUCGAAGAGAAGAUUGGUGAGAGAAGAGUGUCCAGUAGUGUGGGCAGAGAUGGGAGAACCAGAGCCCCUUAAGUUUGUUUCACUGGAGGAGGAGGUGGACUACUGGAAGGAACAGGUGGCCAAGCACCAACAGAGGUACACACACACGCACACACACACACAAAAGAAGGAGCAGUCUGCCAGGCCCCAGCAGAGGUACCCACAGGUAUCUGCUUAAACCGUGGUGUCCUCUGUUACUCCACGACCACCAUCUUGACCCCUAACCUCUCCCAGGUCUGAGGAGGCGCAGGAGGAGCUGCAGGAGUUCCAACAGAUGAGUCGUGACUACGAGGUGGAACUGGAGAUGGAACUCAAGCAGUGUGAGACACGGAACCAAGAACUCCUCACACAGAACAACAGGCUACACAUGGAACUGGAGAACUACAAGGUAUGAACCGUUGACUUGACUAGUCUAGAGAAGCGUUUUUCCAACCUCUACUCGGUUGGAACCAGCCGUUCCAUCUAUUUGAACUAUUCCAGAACUAGCACACCUGGUUCAACUUAUCAUCAAGCCCUUAAUUAUAAUAAUAAUAAUGUAUUACAUUUGUAAAGCUCUUUUCAUUAUACAGAAUAAUAUUUUAAGUGCAUAAAAUCGAAAUGAAAUAGAAAUAAAAUGACACGACAACUGACACCAAGAACCCAGCUGACGCUACAAGGGACAAGGACACCAAAGAGCACAGAUAUUAACAGAAAGCCUUCGUAAAGACAAAGGUCUUUAGGCCUGUUUUUAAAGGAGCCCAGAGUCUGUGGUGCCUUCAGGUGGUCCGGGAGGGCAUUCCAGAGGCUGGGGGCGGUCGAGCUGACAGCCCGAUUUCCCCCAAGGGACUGAGCUUCGUCCUUGGGGCGUGGAAGAGCAGGCUAUCGCUUGACCUGAGGGUGCGGGUGGGGUUAUGGAGGGAGAGCAGUUCUUUGAGAUAAGGAGGGGUAUUGCCAUGAAUACACUGGGAAGUCAGCAGGAGGGUUUUGAAUUCAAUCUGGAAUGAGACGGGAUGCCAGUGCAGAGAUGCCAGGAUGGGGGUGAUGUGAUGGUGCUUCCUCACUCUCACCAGGACCCUGGCAGCGUUGUUCUGGAUGUACUGGAGCUUAUGGAGUCUCCUGCCAGGGAUCCUGAUGAAGAGUGUUGUAGUUCUGGAGACUCCUGCCAGGGAUCCUGAUGAAGAGUGUUGUAGUUCUGGAGUCUCCUGCCAGGGAUCCUGAUGAAGAGUGUUGUAGUUCUUAUGAAGACUCCUGCCAGGGAUCCUGAUGAAGAGUGUUGUAGUUCUUAUGAAGACUCCUGCCAGGGAUCCAGGUGAAGAGUGUGUUGCAGUAGUCCAGCCUUGAGGAGAUAAAGGCAUGGUCGAGCUUCUCUGCAUCAGACUGAGUGAGGGUAGGACUGAGUUUGGCGACGUUCUCGAGGUGAUAGAAUUACGCUUUACACUUUUGUUUGAUGUGGCAAAGGUCAGGGAGGAAUCGAGCUUUACACCCAGAUUGGAAACUGAGGGGGAGAGAGGGAUGUUCUGUCCCGCAUUGGUGAGGUGUGUUAUUGGUGCGUGCUGGACCUGGUGGGGGGUCCCAACAAGUAGGCCCUCGGUUUUGCUGCUGUUCAGUUGAAGGAAGUUUUGCUUCAUUCAUGCCCUUAUCUCCGUAAGGCAGGUGUUCAGACGGGCACAUGCAUCAGAGAUACUUUGGGCUGUUUUUAGCUACAGCUGGUUGUCAUCAGCAUAGCAGUGGAAGAAGAUUCCAUGCCGGAGGGGAGCAUGUACUGGACGAGCAGAAUCGGUCCAAGAACAGAUCCUUGUGGGACACCGCAGGUGACGUGGUGAGUCCGGGACCUGGACCCACCUAGCAACACAUACUCAGUCCUGUCUGAGAGGUAGGAGUGGAACCAGCUCAGAUUGGGUCCAGACAGUCCGAUGCUGUCCCGGAGGUGUUCCAGGAAGAUGGGGUGGUCGACAGUGUCAAAAGCUGUGCUCAAGUCCAGGAGGAUCCAGAGACGGGGAGUUUACAUCAGCCGCCAUCAGCAGGUUGUUGGUGACCCUGAGUAGGGCCGUUUCAGUGCUGUGGGCCGGCCGGAAACAUGACUGGAACUUCUCGAAUGGGUUGUUCUCAUUGAGAUGGUCCUGGAGCUGUACAGCAACCAAUUUUUCCAACACCUUGGAAAGGUAGGGGAGGUUGGAUAUUGGCCUGUAUUUGGCAAGCACUUCUGGGUCCAGGGUGGGCUUCUUCAGAAGGGGGGCUGAUGACAGCGGUCUUAAAUGCAGGUGAGACACUGCCAGAUUGUUAUCCACUCCCUCCAAUCUGGGUUAUCAGGGGGCUGAGUGCAGGGAUGCAUGUUUUGAACAGGGCUGUUGGAAUAGAAUCCAAGGUACAGGAGGAGGUAGCUUUCUCAAUACCUUCCUGGGUGACUUCAUGGAAGCAGUAGAAAGGCUGAGGUGGAGGGUCGAGGGCGGCAGAAGACAGAGUAGUAGAUCUUUAGAUGAGAGAUCUGAUGUGGCGCAGUGGUCUAAGGCACUGCAUCGCAGUGCUAACUGUGCCACUAGAGAUCCUGGUUCGAAUCCAGGCUCUGUCGCAGCCGGCCGCGACCGGGAGACUCAUGGGCGGCGCACAAUUGGCCCAGUGUUGUCCAGGGUAGGGGAGGGAAUGGCCGGCAGGGAUGUAGCUCAGUUGAUAGAGCAUGGCGUUUGCAACGCCAGGGUUGUGGGUUCGAUUCCCACGGGGGGCCAGUAUAAAAAAAAUAUGUAUUCACUAACUGUAAGUCGCUCUGGAUAAGAGCGUCUGCUAAAUGACUAAAAUGUAAAUGUAAUGUUGCUGACCUUACUGUUAAAAAAAAGUUAAUGAAGCUGUUACACUGCUGGUCCGUUGUCUCGAUCUGGGACUGGGGGUUUCAAAAGUUGGUUUAUUGUGGAAAACAGGUGUUUCCAGGAUUUGUAUUGAUGAGGUUGAAGUAGAAUGUCGACCGUGCCUCUUUCAGGGCCUUGGAAUAGGCCAUUUGGUGCUCUUGAAAGGCCAGUUUGUGGAUGGUGAGCCCCAAGUUUCUGAGAUCAGGAUGCGUCCAGUGGAUUUUGUGUUUUUCAGUUCUGGAGUAA
This is a messenger RNA of Coregonus sp. 'balchen', 4242 nucleotides long. NCBI's taxonomy places the organism in Eukaryota, Metazoa, Chordata, Actinopteri, Salmoniformes, Salmonidae. The record is from the annotation of a GenBank genome assembly.